Molecule: messenger RNA, 1173 nt
Organism: Trifolium pratense (red clover)
Lineage: Eukaryota; Viridiplantae; Streptophyta; Magnoliopsida; Fabales; Fabaceae
Product: tRNA (guanine-N(7)-)-methyltransferase-like
Exons: 8
Coding region: 27-953 (308 amino acids)
Biological process (GO): RNA (guanine-N7)-methylation; tRNA methylation
Cellular component (GO): tRNA methyltransferase complex
Molecular function (GO): tRNA (guanine(46)-N7)-methyltransferase activity
Source: RefSeq, a predicted model, not a curated record
UUCGAGAGAUUGAAAGAGAGGAAUGAAUGUGUUGUUGUUGUGGUUGGCGUAUGUUACAGUUACAAGUACAAAGUCACAACAAGUACAAGUUAUAUCACAAUUGUAGUGCUCUUUCUGCACUCAUGUUACCACAAUCACUCUCACCCUUUCGUCCUCUUUCUUCUUCUUCAUUUUCCCAACCAAUAGUUCCAGAACAACAACAACAACAACAAAAGCCACAACUACGAAGCUCACAACUUGUCUCAUUGGAAUAUGCUGACCUCAACCUCUCUUACGAUUUGAAUCUGGGUCAUGGCAGAAUCAGGCAACAUGUCAAUCCUUUCAGUCCUUCUUUCUCUACUCCUGCACAAGUACCAGACUGGAACCAGGUCUUUGCAGACCCUACAUUGCCACUCAUGGUGGAUAUUGGAUGUGGAAGCGGCAGGUUUCUUAUGUGGCUUGCAAAAAGAACACCUAAAGUGAGAAAUUAUUUGGGAUUGGAAAUACGGCAAAAGAUGGUCAAGCGUGCUGAGGUAUGGCUAAAAGAUCUGGCUCUGGAUAACAUACAUUUCUUGUUUGCAAAUGCCCCAAUUUCUUUCAAGCAGUUGGUAGAAUCAUAUCCUGGACCCUUGCAGUUAGUUUCAAUUUUGUGUCCAGACCCUCAUUUCAAGAAAAAACAUCAUAAAAGAAGAGUUUUGCAGAAGCCUUUAGUUGGUGCUAUCGUAGAUAAUUUAUCUCCUGGAGGACAGGUGUUUAUACAAUCCGAUGUGCUUGAAGUGGCACUUGACAUGAAAAACCAGCUUGAUGAAGUUAAUGCACUUAGUCACAUAGAUGCUUUGAACCCUGAUAUAUUGUGUGAUAGUGAAGGAUGGUUAUUAAGCAACCCUAUGGGGAUUAGGACUGAGAGAGAGAUUCACGCAGAAUUCGAAGGAGCGAAAAUCUAUCGAAGGUUGUACGAGAAGAAGCAGAUGUGAUUGCUUUGUCAAGCUUGAAUUCAAUCCUGUCUUAGAAUGCUUGCCAGUAUUUUCUCUCUUGCUGCUGGAUAUUCAUUUAUUCCCUUUUUCUUAUAGUGGGUUCUGUAUUUUGAAAUAUUUAUUUGUUUUGUAACUUAAGAAAGAAAAAUACUUACAAAUUUGUAGGUUUUAUCGAGAAGUUACAUGAAAGAGUUUAUGGAAAAGAUUAUAGUUAAAAUUA